Molecule: messenger RNA, 903 nt
Organism: Pistacia vera
Lineage: Eukaryota; Viridiplantae; Streptophyta; Magnoliopsida; Sapindales; Anacardiaceae
Product: zinc finger BED domain-containing protein RICESLEEPER 2-like
Exons: 3
Coding region: 1-903 (300 amino acids)
Molecular function (GO): DNA binding; protein dimerization activity
Source: RefSeq, a predicted model, not a curated record
AUGGCAAUCAAGCUUAGACGUGUUUUCGCUAGUUUAGAGGAGAGGGAUAUCAGUUAUCAGUAUUGUCCUAAGGAGGAGGAUUGGGACAAAGUAGAGAAAGUUUGUGAAAUUUUAAAGGUAUUCAAUGAUGCGACCAAUCUCAUAUCGAGGAGUGAUUAUCCGACAUCAAACUUGUUUCUAAAACAAGUUUGUUCAAUCAAGAUUAUGUUGGAUAAUAAGAGUGAACAUGAAGAUGAAUUUAUAAGGAUCAUGGUUAGGAAAAUGAAGCAAAAGUUUGACAAAUAUUGGGGGGAAUGUAAUUUGCUGAUGGUUGUGCUUGCUGUAUUGAACCCUAGACUGAAAAUGAGGGUGAUUCAGUGGGCGUUCCCUAAGAUAUAUCCUGAGGCUGAAGCGCCGGCAAAUAUUGUUAGUGUUCGGGAUGCCUUGUAUGAGGUCUAUGAAGAGUAUGUCGAUGCUAGUAAAGCAUUGACUACUGCCCGCGCUUCUACGUCAGUAGGGGACAGACUUCAGUUGUUGUUUGCUAUUCCGGUAUUUACAAUUGCUUCUGAGUUAGAGAUUUACCUCGAGGAGAAAUGUCUACCCGUGAAGUCUAAGUUGAACAUACUAGAUUGGUGGAAAGUAAAUGCUACAACGUAUAAGGUUCUCUCGUAUAUGGCAAGAGAUGUGUUUGAUAUUCCGGUAUCUACAGUUGCUUCUGAGUUAGCUUUCAGUACAUCGGGUCGUGUACUUGAUCACUUUCGGAGUUCUUUAAGUACACCCAUUGUGGAAGCAUUAGUUUGUACACAAGAUUGGUUGAGAUAUGCAUAUACCCCAAUUACUUUUGAGGAUUACUUGAUGGAUGCAGAAAGUUAUGACUCAGAAAUUAAUGCACAUGAGGCAAGCAAUUUAGAGCAUGGAGCAUGA